CGCGCUGCUCCCGCGCCCGGCGCGUCUCACUCCCGACUCUGUCCUCAUGGGGCGCGCUAACCACACACGAUAGUACCCACAAAAAAAUAAUACAUUAAUUAAUGUAUAUUAACAUAAACACUCAGUGAUUGGGACCAAGUGAUAAAGUGAAACGGAUACGAACUGACGGCAACAUAAAAAAUCCACCAUGGAGGACGCUCACGCGAAAACAGUGGAUGAAGUCUUAGGAUAUUUUGGCACAGACCCAGACAAAGGCCUUAGUUCAGACCAAGUCAAAAGGAACCAAGAAAAAUAUGGGCCAAAUGAACUGCCCGUUGAGGAGGGCAAAAGUAUAUGGCAAUUAGUCCUGGAACAAUUCGAUGACCUCUUAGUCAAGAUUUUGCUGUUAGCCGCUAUUAUUUCUUUCGUUUUAGCUUUAUUUGAAGAACAUGAAGACGCCUUCUCAGCAUUCGUAGAACCCUUCGUUAUUUUACUAAUUCUAAUUGCUAACGCCGUAGUAGGAGUAUGGCAGGAAAGAAAUGCCGAAUCCGCCAUCGAAGCUUUAAAAGAAUACGAACCCGAAAUGGGUAAAGUAAUCAGAAGCGACAAAUCUGGCGUACAAAAAAUCCGUGCGAAAGAGAUCGUUCCCGGUGAUGUGGUGGAGGUGUCAGUCGGUGACAAGAUCCCCGCUGACAUCCGUCUGAUCAAGAUCUACUCCACCACCAUCCGUAUCGAUCAGUCCAUCCUGACCGGCGAGUCCGUGUCCGUCAUCAAGCACACCGACGCCAUCCCCGACCCCCGCGCCGUCAACCAGGACAAAAAGAACAUCCUCUUCUCCGGCACCAACGUGGCCGCUGGCAAGGCCCGCGGCAUCGUCAUUGGCACCGGCCUCAACACUGCCAUCGGCAAAAUCCGUACGGAGAUGUCCGAGACCGAGGAAAUCAAGACACCCCUGCAACAAAAACUCGACGAAUUCGGUGAGCAGCUGUCUAAGGUCAUCUCCGUCAUCUGCGUCGCCGUGUGGGCCAUCAACAUCGGACACUUCAACGAUCCCGCCCACGGUGGCUCCUGGAUCAAAGGCGCCGUCUACUAUUUCAAGAUCGCCGUCGCUCUGGCUGUCGCCGCUAUCCCUGAAGGUCUACCCGCCGUCAUCACCACUUGUCUGGCUCUCGGCACCAGGAGGAUGGCCAAGAAGAACGCUAUCGUCAGGUCCCUGCCCUCCGUAGAAACCCUCGGAUGCACCUCUGUCAUCUGCUCCGACAAGACCGGCACGCUCACCACCAACCAAAUGUCCGUCUCCCGCAUGUUCGUGUUCGAGAAGAUCGAGGGCGGCGACAGCAGCUUCCUCGAGUUCGAGAUCACCGGCUCCACCUACGAACCCAUCGGCGACGUGUACCUGAAGGGCCAGAAGGUCAAGUGCUCUGAAUUCGACGCUCUCCAUGAAAUCGGAACCAUCUGCGUUAUGUGCAACGACUCCGCUAUUGACUUCAACGAAUUCAAGCAAUGUUUCGAGAAGGUCGGUGAAGCCACCGAGACCGCUCUGAUCGUGCUCGCCGAAAAGAUGAACCCCUUCAACGUAUCCAAGACCGGCCUCGACCGCCGCUCCACUGCCAUCGUCGUCCGCCAGGAGAUUGAGACCAAGUGGAAGAAGGAAUUCACCCUGGAGUUCUCCCGUGACAGGAAGUCUAUGUCCACCUACUGCACACCCCUCAAGCCUUCCCGCCUUGGAAACGGACCCAAACUGUUCGUCAAGGGCGCGCCUGAAGGCGUGCUCGAGCGUUGUAGCCACGCCCGCGUCGGAACCACUAAGGUGCCUCUGAACUCGACCCUGAAGAACCGCAUCCUGGAACUGACCCGCACCUACGGUACUGGCCGCGACACCCUGCGCUGCCUGGCUCUCGCCACCGCCGACAGCCCGCUCAAGCCCGAAGAAAUGGACCUCGGAGACGCCACCAAGUUCUACACCUACGAAGUCAACCUUACCUUCGUCGGCGUCGUGGGCAUGUUGGACCCUCCCCGCAAGGAAGUCAUGGACGCCAUCGCCCGCUGUCGCGCCGCCGGCAUCCGUGUCAUUGUCAUCACCGGCGACAACAAGGCUACCGCUGAGGCUAUCUGCAGACGUAUCGGCGUGUUCACCGAGGACGAGGACACGACCGGCAAGUCUUAUUCUGGCCGCGAGUUCGACGACCUGCCCAUCUCCGAGCAGCGCGCCGCCUGCGCCAAGGCCCGCCUCUUCUCCCGCGUGGAGCCCGCACACAAGUCCAAGAUCGUUGAGUACCUGCAGAGCAUGAACGAGAUCUCCGCUAUGACUGGUGAUGGUGUAAACGACGCCCCUGCCCUGAAGAAGGCCGAGAUCGGUAUCGCCAUGGGCUCCGGCACUGCUGUGGCCAAGUCCGCCGCUGAGAUGGUGCUCGCUGACGACAACUUCUCUUCCAUCGUCGCUGCUGUUGAGGAAGGUCGCGCCAUCUACAACAACAUGAAGCAGUUCAUCCGUUACCUGAUCUCGUCCAACAUUGGUGAAGUCGUGUCCAUCUUCUUGACCGCCGCUCUGGGUCUUCCCGAAGCCCUGAUCCCCGUACAACUGCUAUGGGUCAACCUGGUCACUGAUGGCCUCCCCGCCACCGCUCUCGGCUUCAACCCCCCUGAUCUCGACAUCAUGGACAAGCCACCCCGCAAGGCCGAUGAGGGUCUUAUCUCUGGAUGGCUCUUCUUCAGGUACAUGGCUAUCGGCGGCUACGUAGGCGCCGCGACGGUGGGAGGCGCCACCUGGUGGUUCAUGUACUCGCCCUACGGCCCGCAGAUGACGUACUGGCAGCUCACCCACCACUUGCAGUGCCUCGGCGGCGGUGAUGAGUUCAAGGGCAUCGACUGCAAGAUCUUCUCUGACCCUCACCCUAUGACGAUGGCUCUGUCUGUGCUUGUGACCAUCGAGAUGUUGAACGCCAUGAACAGCUUGUCGGAGAACCAGUCCCUGGUGUCCAUGCCGCCGUGGUCCAACAUGUGGCUCGUCGGCUCCAUGGCGCUCUCCUUCACCCUCCACUUCGUCAUCCUCUACGUCGAGGUCCUCUCGGCCGUGUUCCAAGUGACGCCGCUGUCCAUGGACGAGUGGGUGACGGUGAUGAAGUUCUCCAUCCCCGUCGUCCUCCUCGACGAGGUCCUCAAGUUCGUCGCGCGCAAGAUCUCCGACGGUAAUACAAAAACCCUCGCCGACUGGCUCGACGGCAUGCAAUGGAUUGUGCUCAUGUGGGCCGUGUUCUUUGGCAUCAUCAUCUACGGCCCCCUAUAAGCGCCGCGCCCGCCGCACCCGUUUGUUCACAACCUAAUACCCUCCAUCACCUACGCCGCCCGCCCGCUCCGCGCCGCCACUAUGCUAAAGAGAACCUCUUCUCAAACUAGUAGAACAUUUUGUUCGUAGAUAUUCUAUACAUUUUUUAUGAACAGCAGUUCUAUCCUUGAAUAAUGCAAUACUUGUAGUUUACUUAGUAUAAUAACGGCAUACUGGUGGCGUUUGUAAUCGAUGAAGGAGCGGUGCGUGGCGGUGGCGGGGCCACUGUGGAAACGCCACGGACAUUGAGCUACGCUCACCACAGUGAACUAACCGUUUGGAAUGCUAAUCCUACGCACAGUGUGAAGUGAGGCCGCCGGCGACCCCGCCCAUGGAACUAUGCAUUUUGUACGUGCGAGACAAUAAUUCUGGAGCUACUAUCUGGAGGUUCGACAGGUUUACUUUCCCUCCUUAGACUUACUAGACGUGAAGUGGCUGUGAAGACCUUCAUUGUGAGUGCUAACAUGAAACACCAAAAAUUGGUUUUAAUAGAAAGGUUUAUAAUAGUAAAUAUGUAAGUUAGGUUUUGCAUUUGUUAAAGAAUUUUGUAUAAAUGAUUACUGUAAUAGAAGCUCCUAUGGAAAUUUGGCAAUAGCGAACUCGCACACGGCUCAGUACCUUGUCCAUGUGGACUGCAGACAUAUUAUUAAAAUUUACUAUAAAUAGUGAUAUGCAAUUGUGCAUUGUUAGCUUAGUGUAAUUUAUUGUAAGUGUAUCGGUAGGGACGUGGUUACGAUUAUUUUUAUCGGCAAACUUCGAAGGGAACUUCUCCUGUCCUUUCACCUGUGGUCGCUUGUUAACAUUCCUUCGUGCAUUUCCGUUUCUAUCUUACCUUUAGUAUUGUAUGCAGGAAGCAUAGUGCUGCUUACUUAACCUAACUAGUUAACGAAUGAUACAUUGUGCUGAACCAAUAACCCGCGUAUUUUGUCUCGAGCACUUGAAUCAUACUUCAUGAUGCACCUGCAUAUUGUUACUUUAUCUAUCAGCAAAUGAUUUUAGCAGACCUCUUAGUAAAAUGUAAAAAAAAUCUGUAUUAAAGUAUAUAAACAUAUUAUAACUGGAUUGGAGUUUAAUAUUAUAAACUAAAUAUAAAGCAAUAUAGUCAUUGUAUGUAUUGUGUGUACGAGCUGUGCUUGGUACUUUAAUGAUUUAUGUUUACACAACGGAUGUUAUUUAAGUUCUUUAUCCAAUAUGGAUUCAUGGUAAACUUCAACUACUUUACUAACGAGACAUAAUACUAUUUUAAGUUAUACGAAGUAAAUUCAAAAUUUGUCCAUUUAUUAAAUGUUAUGUAUGAUGGUACAAGGUCUGUACGUACAUAAGUUUUAUAUUAUAUAGUUAUAGUGUUAUGAGAUCUUGCAUGAGUGCAAAAUGUGCAUGUUUAACCCGUUUUCAAGAGUGCAGUUUGAUGUGGUUUGAUACAAUAAUAAAUUAGAAAAAUAAAUCUUAUGAAAAGUUGUAUAAUGUUACUUUCGUCGCGAUGACAACCGGAGACUCAGCCCCCGACAUACAGACACACUGCACAAUGAGGGCAUGCUCAAACCUUUGUUGUGAUCGUCCCUGACCUCCCCAACUGUUACGAUUAUGAAUAACUAUUUAAUGUACAGUCGUUUAUACAUAUUUUACAUUAAUUAAAAUUGUCGAGAACUA
Molecule: messenger RNA, 4954 nt
Organism: Pectinophora gossypiella (pink bollworm)
Lineage: Eukaryota; Metazoa; Arthropoda; Insecta; Lepidoptera; Gelechiidae
Gene: SERCA
Product: calcium-transporting ATPase sarcoplasmic/endoplasmic reticulum type
Exons: 12
Coding region: 188-3265 (1025 amino acids)
Biological process (GO): calcium ion transmembrane transport; intracellular calcium ion homeostasis
Cellular component (GO): membrane
Molecular function (GO): P-type calcium transporter activity; ATP hydrolysis activity; ATP binding
Source: RefSeq, a predicted model, not a curated record